UUAUAAAAAAAAAAAAACAUUCUAGCACUCGUUAAAAUUGAAAAAAGUUAAUGAAGUUACUACCAAGUCCUGACAAACCAAAAAACUUCAUAAUAUCGUACAGCAAAGAAUAAUCAUCUGAGAAAACGAAAGCGCGCUCGAACUUUGACCAAAUAAGGUCAGAAAUUCGGUCUGAGCACUCGACAACGUCCUCCCCGUUUUCUCCAAAUUCUCCAACCCCCACAGAUCCUCCGCCUCGUCUACAAUCGUAAAAACCACCCCAAAACUAUUCUCCAUCAUAAUACGCCCAUCAAUCCAUCGUGCACGUGCCCGUGGCUCGUUGAAUUCGCGAUAAUCCAGCCGAAAUUUCGGAGUCUCCAGACGCGAGGCGAAUGCCGGCGUUCCACACCCGACCAAUCCGCGGCUUCAAAUCCGGGGCGUCGACCAAUCGGAGACCACGAGUGCACGCGAUGGCGAAGGAAGUCGUCCAUUGUUAUUUAUCCGUCGUACGAGUGCACGCGGCUGUCCUCGUCGUCGAGUAGGUUCUUCUUCGUGAGUAAUUUCGAAGCGUUUGUUUAAGCGUUGAUCAAAAGCCCGAAGAGUGAGGAAGCCAGAUAAUCAUGUCGACGGUUGCGAGUCCCCUUGCCGUCGGUGGCACGCGGACAUCCGGAGCCCCGGUCCGCACGCAGAACGUAAUGGCUGCGUCGGCUAUUGCCAACAUUGUCAAAAGCUCUCUUGGACCGGUUGGUCUUGACAAAAUGCUUGUCGAUGACAUUGGUGAUGUUACAAUUACUAACGAUGGAGCUACUAUUCUUCGUCUUUUGGAAGUUGAACAUCCAGCAGCUCGUGUUCUCGUAGAGUUGGCACAGUUGCAGGAUGAGGAAGUUGGUGAUGGUACUACUUCAGUUGUCAUCAUAGCUGCUGAACUACUAAAAAAUGCAGAUGAGCUUGUUAAACAGAAGAUUCAUCCUACUUCAGUCAUCAGUGGUUACAGAUUAGCUUGCAAAGAAGCCUGCAAGUAUAUUCAGGAGCACUUGACUGUUUCUGUUGAAGAACUUGGAAAGGAUUGUUUGGUCAAUGUUGCCAAAACCUCAAUGUCCAGCAAAAUUAUCAAUGCUGAUUCCGAUUUCUUCGGUAAUAUGGUAGUAGAUGCCGCAAAUGCCGUAAAGAUCAGCGAUGGUAAAGGCAAUGUCCUCUAUCCGAUCAAGGCUGUCAACGUACUUAAGGCCCAUGGUAAGAGCGUGCGGGAAUCGACGAUCAUUCAGGGUUACGCGCUCAACUGCACCGUCGCUUCGCAGCUCAUGGUCAAGAAGAUCGUAAACGCCAAGAUCGCCUGCCUCGACUUUUCCCUGCAGAAAGCAAAAAUGAAGAUGGGUGUUGAGGUACUCAUCAACGAUCCUGAGAAACUUGAGGGCAUCCGACAACGCGAAUCCGAUAUUACCAAGGAGCGUAUUCAGAAGAUUCUUGCCACUGGUGCUAACGUCAUUCUGUGCACUGGUGGAAUCGACGAUCUGUGCCUCAAGUACUUCGUGGAUGCUGGAGCGAUGGCCGUGCGUAGAUGUAAGAAAGUCGACCUGAAACGCAUAGCCAAGGCAACUGGAGCUCAUUUCUUAACGUCGCUGACCAACAUGGAGGGUGAGGAGGCUUUCGAUGCUAACUUCCUUGGUGAAGCUGCAGAGGUGGCCACUGAACAAAUCUGUGAUGACGAGCUUAUCGUUAUCAAGGGACCAAAAGCCAGGACAGCGAGUUCUAUCAUCCUUCGCGGACCUAACGAUUAUUAUUGCGACGAAAUGGAGCGUUCGAUUCACGAUGCCUUGUGCGUAGUGAAGCGAGUCCUCGAGAGCAAAUCUGUUGUCGCCGGAGGUGGUUGCGUCGAAGCGGCUCUUUCUAUCUAUCUUGAAAACUUCGCCACUUCAUUGAGUUCCCGGGAGCAGCUCGCAAUUGCCGAGUUCGCUCGAUCUCUCCUGGUCAUCCCCAAGACAUUGGCUGUAAAUGCGGCGCAGGACGCCACUGAUCUUGUUGCCAAGCUUCGUGCUUACCACAAUUCCAGCCAGACAGUUGUCAAUCACGCUCAUCUGAAAUGGGUUGGUUUGGACUUGCUUGAGGGUACGAUCAGAGAUAACAAGAAGGCUGGAGUUCUCGAGCCGGCAAUUUCGAAAAUCAAGUCACUCAAAUUCGCUACGGAAGCUGCCAUCACGAUUCUGAGAAUCGAUGACAUGAUCAAGCUUGACCCGGAAAAGUCAAAGGAUAAGUCGUACCAAGAUGCUAUGCAGUGCGGCGAGCUGGAGGGAUGAAAUUGAAUUAAAUGUAUUGAAUGUUUAUUAUUAAUUAGAUUAUUUCAUACCGCUCACAGACUGUUUUUUACGGAGGACAUUUUUAUAAAGACAUAAGUCCAGCAUCUCGGUUAUUGCAGUAUUUCCAAAAUUUUGGAUGAACGAGGAAUGUCUGGUUAAAUUCUACGGCCGUUGCAGAACCAAAUCAAUUAUUCUCAUACGUAUUCAGCGAACAAUCACCAAGUUGUAAUGCAACCAACACAUGAAGCUUGUCACAUUGCGAUUGCACUAAUGAUGAAUGGAACAUUUUAAAUAAAGCUUUUUUCAUUACUACAUGAA
Messenger RNA from Nasonia vitripennis (jewel wasp), 2591 nucleotides. It is a transcript of the gene CCT1, whose product is annotated as T-complex protein 1 subunit alpha. Lineage: Eukaryota; Metazoa; Arthropoda; Insecta; Hymenoptera; Pteromalidae. Bases 600 to 2273 code for a protein of 557 amino acids. Gene Ontology annotation, molecular function: ATP binding; ATP-dependent protein folding chaperone; ATP hydrolysis activity. The record is from RefSeq and is a predicted model, not a curated record. Gene Ontology annotation, cellular component: chaperonin-containing T-complex. The transcript is spliced from 10 exons. Gene Ontology annotation, biological process: protein folding.